Drosophila montana is the source of this 1163-nucleotide messenger RNA. It is a transcript of the gene grim, whose product is annotated as grim. NCBI's taxonomy places the organism in Eukaryota, Metazoa, Arthropoda, Insecta, Diptera, Drosophilidae. The transcript has a single exon. Bases 23 to 466 code for a protein of 147 amino acids. The record is from RefSeq and is a predicted model, not a curated record.
AAAAAAAAAAAUACACAAGACAAUGGCAAUUGCUUACUUUAUACCCGAUCAGGCGCAACUGUUGGCCAGAAGCAGGCAACAAAGUGCGCAACAAGCAGCAGGCAGCGUCGGCUCCAGUCCAGCGAAUCCCAGACAGCACGAGUCCCGACAACAGCAGCAGCAGCGGCAACAACAACAACAACGUCAACAACGCGCCGGCAAUACACAAUUUCGCGCCAACAUAUCGGUGCCGCUGGGACGCGAACAGGGUGCCAUGUCCAUGUCGGAGUUUGGCUGCUGGGAGCUGUUGGCCCAAAUCUUUUGCUACGCCUUGCGCCUCUACAGCUACAAUCCCGCACAGCGCAGGCCGACGGUCAUUCAAAUCUCGUUCGAGAUCAGCAGCGGCACAAGCGAUGCAGAUGCAAACAUAGAAGAUGCAGAUGGAGUUGAAGAUGUGACUGAUGCGACUGCGAAGCGACGGGAGUAGAUAUUUGAUUAGGAGACGCUAAGACUACACACAACUGACUAUUGUACAGUUAUUUUGGUGGCAGCUCAAUCAAAGCGCAUUGUGAUUUUUUGGGAUUAUGGAGUUUGAAGUUGGUUGAGAGGAGUUUGUAAAGUUGAAAGUGCUAACGAAAUGUAUUUUAUAUUUGAGUAUUUAAACGAUUUUUAAGAAAAUUCAAAAUUUGUCAUCGAUUUGCUGAAAGUGAUAUAAUAUUUUAUUGGUACUUUUUGGUGUCAAAUUUUUGUAGUAAUCUUUGCCAAAAGGCAAGAACGAGAGAGAUUGAGAGAGGGGAAGAGCUGAGCAGUGAGCAUUUUGUAAGUUUAAGUUUCAGAUGUAAAAGGUUUCGGGUUGUAAAAGUUGGUUCAAAUAGGCGUAGCUGCAGGACUCGUUCAUUUACAAAUUUUGAUUUAAAACAAAAACCUAAAAUAUAGCCAUUUAACUAAUUAGAAUCUGUGUCUACAACUAAACAGUCAAAACAACACUAAACACUAUCAUAUAUACUACAUUAAAGUACAUAUGCCACACAUAUUACUAAGUAUAUGCAACUAUAUGUCAAAUUUUAGCAUUUCUACUAGCGUAAAAUAUAAAUGUACCCCACACAAAAAACAAAUACUAAAUUAUGAUAUUCUUACUGAACCAACAAAAUGUAACAAAUGAAAUACAACAAAGACAACAACUA